Messenger RNA from Sebastes umbrosus (honeycomb rockfish), 1365 nucleotides. RefSeq names its product migration and invasion enhancer 1-like. Gene Ontology annotation, biological process: negative regulation of apoptotic process; positive regulation of filopodium assembly. NCBI's taxonomy places the organism in Eukaryota, Metazoa, Chordata, Actinopteri, Perciformes, Sebastidae. The record is from RefSeq and is a predicted model, not a curated record. The transcript has 4 exons.
UUAGACCCCGCCCCGCUGCCUGGCCCGGCCCCGUGUUACAAAACCAGCGAGCACUCCGCAUCCAAGGAAACCACCGAACACAUCACAGCUCCGCUUCUCACCGCUGACCAACGGACGAACAACAGACACGAUGGGGUUGUUGAAAAUAGAAGUUGAAUACUGCGGAGGAUGAGGAUACGGACCCCGCUAUCAGGAGCUCGCCCGGGUUGUGAAGGCUGAGUUUCCAGAAGCGGAUGUGUCCGGCUCCGUGGGAAGACAAGGCAGCUUUGAGAUUACAAUCAAUGGACAGCUGGUCUUCUCCAAGAAGGAGCUAGGGGGGUUCCCAUAUGAGGAUGCCGUAAUGGAACAAAUCCAGUUGGCCGCCGAUGGCAAACCUAUGCAGAAGAUCACCAAAUCCCGUGCACCCUGCGUCAUCAUGUAAACCUCCCUCAAUCCUGCAGCAUCAAGACAGGCCAGUGCAACUGUAUACUGCCAACGCCAUCUCAGGUCUACCCCCAACCCUGUUAAACAACGGGCUGGGAUAAAACCUUGUUUCAUAGAAACCCAGCAGAGAUGCAAUACGGCCAGCAGCUGCUGUCUUUGACGCAGAUCACCAAACAUCUGGCUCCCCCUCUCUGUUUUCAUUGUGGUGCUCCAGGCUGUUAAUGAUUACUGUAGCCUAAAAAGUUAAAGGUUAUAGUAUGAUGAAUCCAUUCCUGGAAGUCCCUUUAUUAUAGGAGCUGAGAUGGGGAGAAGAUGUCAGAAAGGGUUGAAGGCAGUUCACUUUACUUCACCACAGCCUCAUUGGCUGGCAUUCUCUAACUGCCUACUUGAUUUUUCUUGUUUUUCCAAGUCUCUGUUUACUGAUCUCACAUGCAAUUACCAAUUUUCAUUGAAUGCAAGGACCGUGCAAAGUAGUUGCAUAUCAUUUUCUUUAAAGGGAGACUACCUGUUUCUGCCUCUGCAUCGCUCUAUACUGUAUAAUCUGAUGGUAAUCUGUUCUAAGAUUUGAGAACUGUUUGUCUGAACUGAUAACUCCAACCCUGACUACUGUAAGGUUUGUGGAGAGUGAAGCAAUGUUAUAUCAUUUGUGUUUGGUGAAUGCAAAAUUAAGCUUUGCAAUGGUUUUCUUUCUUUAUCCAUAUCAAAUUUGAAUAGUUUUAAACUUCUGCUUCCAGUUUUUUUUUUUUUUUUAUGAUAAACUGCAGUCAUUAAUAAACUGGUCAGGUAAUAGAGCAAUCAUCAGAAGUGCUUCUGAAGACCACCACCGACUGGUCUGUCAACUCUCACACAAUUCGAUGUCCGCUCCUUCACUACGAAUCAUCUCAUAUUGCUCACUCAAGAUGUCAAAACUGUAGACUUUAAAUAAAGGUAAUGGUUCUUUCA